Molecule: messenger RNA, 520 nt
Organism: Arabidopsis lyrata subsp. lyrata
Lineage: Eukaryota; Viridiplantae; Streptophyta; Magnoliopsida; Brassicales; Brassicaceae
Product: putative defensin-like protein 180
Exons: 2
Coding region: 119-502 (127 amino acids)
Source: RefSeq, a predicted model, not a curated record
CUUCAAACUCUUUUCUUCUUAGCUUGUUUUUAUAUAAUGGACUAAAUGCCCUAAUAUUAUCAUACAAUCAAUUCUCUUAAAGACAGACGUUAAGAAGAAACAUAAAAAACGUGAAAGUAUGGAGAGGAUUCCUUCACUUGUAUUCUUUGCUAGCUUACUUAUCAUUUUUGUCACAGUUGUGAAUCAGACAAGAGCAAUUUCAUGCGAUGAAAGCUUAGGCCUUUGCAAAAAAUGUGACGAAAGAUGCAAGGCCAAACACGGACCAUCAUGCAUAAGCAAAUGUGAUGGAGAGGUUGGGAUGUUGUCGUGCACAUGCACUUACGAGUGUGGACCAACUUUACCCCCCAAAAGAAACGUUUGCAGCGGUGGGACUGGUAUGUGCAGUGGGAAUUGUCCUGAUAAAUGUUGUGAUACCAACUGCGCACAAAAGUAUAAUGGUGGACGUGGAUUUUGUAACUCCCUUGGUAAUUAUAAUUUGUGCCAAUGCGAAUACCCUUGCUAAAACAGGGUAACAAAAUUU